AUGGGUCCCAGGGCAGGGGGCAUGCCCCCUUCUGUGUGGGGGCUGCUGGGCUGCUGCUUUCUCUGCGCCUGGGCUCUGGGGGGUCCGCAACCCCUGCGCUCUCUACCCCCACUGUCUUCCCAAGCCCAGCCAGAAUCUGUGCCCAUCCAGAUGUCCCCUGAGGGGACAGAGGCAGCCUUGUCUUUUCUCUACUCUGGAGAUGCCCAGCAACUGUUGGGGGCUAACUGCAGUAAGCGCUAUGAAGCCCAAGGGUCAGGAGCCAACACAGCGCUUCCUCCAAUCCUACACAGAGCAGCAGGUAGCCUUGCCCAGGCUGCCAAUUUCCUUAACAUGCUGCUGCAAGCCAACGACAUCCGUGAGUCCAGUGUAGAAGAGGAUGUGGAGUGGUACCAGGCACUGGUUCGAAGUGUGGCUGAGGGGGACCCAAGGGCAUACAGGGCUUUGCUCACCUUUAGCCCUCCACCAGGGGCCAGCCACCUGCAACUGGCCUUGCAGGCCACCCGGAUGCACGAGGAGACCAUCCUUCAGGACUUGACUGGGAGCAAGGUGCUGGAGGAGAGCCAUGACCGGGACCUGGACCCCCUUGCCCUACAGAAGCGAGUGUUGACCAAUGACCUAGGGACCCUUGGCAGUCCCAAGUGGCCACGAGGGGAUGGCUACCUGGGGAACAUGCAGCACAUAAGACAGUCUCCUCCCUUCCUGGAAUGCCAGCAAGGUCGACUCCGUCCCGGAUGGCUUAUCACACUCUCAGCCACCUUCUACGGACUCAAGCCAGAUCUCAGCCCAGAAGUCAGGGGGCAAGUGCAGAUGGACGUGGAUCUUCAGAGUGUGGACAUCAAUCAGUGUGCUAGUGGCCCAGGCUGGUACUCCAAUACACACCUGUGUGACCUCAACAGCACCCAGUGUGUCCCCCUGGAGAAUCAGGGCUUUGUUCUUGGUCGCUAUCUCUGUCGCUGCCGGCUUGGCUUCUACAGGGCAAAUGGCUCUGGCGGGUUAGAGGAGAGCACAGCCCAGCCUACUGGGCAAUUUGGGUCCCUGCAAGGCAGCUCUAGGAGGCUGAUACGGUGCCAGCCUUGUCCUGAGGGCUGUACCAGUUGUGUGGAUGCCACGCCGUGUCUGGUGGAGGAGGCUCUGGCGCUGCGGGCGGCCGUGCUGGCCUGUCAGGUCUGCUGUAUUCUGGCUGUCUUCCUGAGCAUGCUGGUCUUCUACCGCUGCCGCUGGAACAAGAGGAUCCGGGCAUCCGGGAUUACACUGUUGGAAAUCAUCCUUUUUGGAUCCCUAUUGCUCUACCUCCCUGUUUUCAUCCUGUACUUCAAGCCCAGUGUAUUCUGUUGCAUCGCUCUCCGCUGGGUGCGGCUGCUGGGUUUUGUCAUUGUCUACGGCACCAUUAUACUCAGGCUUUACAGAGUGCUCCAGCUGUUCGUGUCUCCAACGGCCCAGCAGGGCCCCCUCCUGAGCAGCGGGCAGCUGCUGCAGCACCUGGGGCUUCACCUGCUGCUUGUGCUGGGCUUCCUGGUGGCAUGGACAGCAGGGCUCCUGGAGCCAGGCCUCCAGCACACAUUCCUGGUGGCCCGAGGUCAUACUCCCACUGGCCGCCACUUCUACCUCUGUCACCACCACCUGUGGGACUACAUCAUGGUUGUGGCCGAGAUACUGCUCCUGUGCUGGGGCAGCUUCCUCUGCUACGCCACCCGAGCUGUGCCCUCGGCCUUUCAUGAGCUGCGCUACAUGGGUAUCGCCCUACACAAUGAGCUACUGCUCUCUGCUGCCUUCCACACAGCCAGGUUUGCACUGGUCCCCUCCCUGCACCCGGACUGGACCCUCGUCCUUUUCUUCUUCCAUACCCACAGCACCGUCAGCACCACACUUGCUCUGCUCUUUAUCCCCAAGUUCCGGAAGCUGGGGGGCCCACCCCGGGAAGAGACUGCGGAUGAGAUGUACGAAGAUGAGCUGGACCUGCGGCGCUCAGGCUCCUACUUCCAUAGCAGCACCGCCUCAGCCUGGAGCGAGCGCAGCCUGGACCCCAGUGACAUUCGGGAUGAGCUGAAGAAGCUCUAUGCCCAGCUAGAGAUCCACAAGACCAAGGAAAUGGCUGUUAACAACCCCCACCUGCCCAAGAAGCGGGGCAGCUUGCACCAGGGUCUGGGCCGCUCCUUCAUGAGGUACCUGGCCGAGUUUCCUGAGGCCCUGGUGCGGCAGCACUCCUCAGGCCGCAGCAGCCUGCCCUGCUCUUCCCACCGCCAGCUCCUCAGCUCCAGCCUCCAGGAACACAAAAGACCACAAGCCCUGCGCAAGUCCCACAGCACCUAUGACCACCACAGCGAGCAGGAUGCACCUCUCCCCUACUCGCUGCUGGGGAGGAAGCUGGCCAAGGUGGCCUCACAGGCGGAGAGCAGAGAGUCCAUGGAAGGACCCCCUGCCCUCGGCUUCAGGUCUGCCAGUGCCCACAACCUGAUGGUGGGAGAGAGGCUUCCCAGAGUGCGGCCCACCUCCCUACAGAAGUCACUCAGCAUCGUGACUGGCUCCAGGGAAAAGGCCAUGCUGGUGGUCAGCCAGGACUACCUGGAAGAGAGUUACCGACAGGCAAAGGAGCAAGAGCGCAAGAAGGCAGAGGCAAGCCCAGAGAGAAGGCCACCAGCCAAGAGGCUGCAACGAGCCUGGGGUGCCCCCUUGUCAGCCCCACCUUCCCCUGCCAAGAGCAGUUCCCAUGCCUCUAGGCAGCCCCAUCAGGAGGUUGGGAGGAGGCUGCCUCACCCACCCAUCAGACACCAGGUCUCCACACCCAUCCUGACCUUGUCUAGGGCCUGCCUGGGAGAGCCAAGGGUGCUGUCACCCAGCUCCACCUUGGCUCCAGCCCCUGCUGUAGCACCUGUCCCAGCGCCUCCUCAAAGCCCCAGCUUGCUCACUUACAUCUGCCCCUGGGAGAAUGCAGAACUGCCAGUAAGAAAAGAAAAUGUGAUCCAAGAAGACCCCUCAGGGCCAGAGCGAGGCAGCCACUCCCCUGCCUCUGUGCAGACUAGGGUCUGGAGGGCCCUCUCAGUUUCAGCAGAGAAAAGAGGGGCUGGAGAGAAUGAAAUGGACACAGAGGACAGGGGUCUCCAGGGAAAAGCUGAGGUCCUGGGCAAGGACGGGCCCACGGUCCUCUCUAAAUCCCACAGCCUCAAGGCUCCUGUUCAGCAGGGUUCCAUGUGCAGUCUGGGACUGGCUAUCAGAGCUCUAACCCAUUCUCGGAGCACAUAUCUAGAGAAAGACAGUGGGAAGGAGAGUCCUGAGAGAGAGGAGAAGGGUAGAGCUUCAGGAGAAAGUGUGAGGUCAUCCCCCAAAUCACCCAGGGUGGGUCGGCCCAAGGGAAUAAGUAAGCAGGCUGCCCUUGCCCCCUGUGACGAUGAAGAGUCUCUCCAGAACCAACAGAAUGCUCACACCAGCAGAAUGCUCCAAGUCUGUCAGCAGGAGGGCAGCAGGAAGCAAGAAGACAGAGGGAGGAGGAAAUCCCAGGGCUGGGGGGAUGGAAAAGCUGAGAAAGCAGGUGACACAGGACAUGCUACAUUGAGAAAAGGCAGGCAGGGGACAACGGUGGACAAAAAGGCAGAGCAAGCAAAACCAGACCCUAGAGGGUGGCAGGAACGGCCUAAAGCUGGUGUCCUGCCCCUGGGCAGUGCUGCCCACAGGGUAGCAGAAAUAUGCCCUUGGGAAGUCACCAAGUCAGAAAUGGGUCUGCAUGACAGCAAGGCUGAAAUCUGCCCCUGGGAGGUGAGUGAAGGAAGUCCUAAGAAAGGAGCACUAAGGCAGAAUCUAGAAGAUCACUGCCAAGACAAGAGAGGGAAAGUCUCCAAAAAACUAGAACCCAAAGAGGUGGGUGCCAUUGCUCAGAAAAAGCCAGAGAGGCUGGUAAGGGGGCAUGAGGCAGCGUGUGUUGGGAAGGGUACCGUUCCUGGGGGACUGUCCCCUCAGUCAGCCCCCCAGAACACUGAGAGAACCAAGGGCAGAUCUGAAGCAGUGGGCAGUGGGGAGGCUAGGGAGGUGUCCAUGUGUCAGUGGGAAGUCACUGGUCCAGAAGUUUAUCAAGAAGGCAUGGCCAAGGAAGAGCUCUACCCUUGGGAGACAAGGGAGAGAGGAGAGGAGGUGGCAGUGAGGGAGCUCCCCCAGGAAAAGCAGAAAAUCCUCAAGAAAGCAACUUUUUGGAAAGAACACAAACUGGGUGGAGAUUGGGGGUCUCUCUGUCCAUGGGCGAGUACACAUUUUCGGGGUCCCACAGCGGUCUCAACUAUGACCUCAGGAACCCCUGAGUGCUCAGGGGAUUUGAGCAGUGGCAUUACUGAGGUGUGUCCAUGGGAGGCAGAGGAUGCUCGUGCUACCAGGAAAGCAGAGAUCUCUUCCUGGGAGCUGGGUGCUGAGAUGCUGGGGAAAGAGACAAACAGUCAGGGGACAGGUGGAGAAUCUCUCCAGAAAAAGGGAAAAGUCCCCAGAGAAGGCAGCACUGGAGAGAUGCAGGAACAAGCUUGGAAAAGUCAACAGCAGGAGUCUGUCUGUUCGUGGGAGAGGACAGCCACUGGGCACUCCAGCCCAGGUGUGGGAAAAUCCCCAUCCAAAGCUGGAGGAAGCAGAGUGACGCAGGUAUGUCCAUGGGAAGAUAGCAAACCAGAGAUAAAGGAAGGGCCACCUGCCAAAGCAGGGAUCUGUCCCUGGGAGGUUAACGGAAGAACAGGGGACUGGGCAUCGGGACAGACUCCAAAAGGCGGCAAAUCUCAAAAGGGCCAGGAGGAAUUACAUGGACAACCAGGAAUCAACAAAGCUUGGAGAGAACCUGAGAGGCAGAUCCCAAAGCUGGAAGCAGUGUGUCCCCAGGAGAGGGUGGACCCUGGCAGUCUUCCCCAACAGCCAGGCUCUCAAGACACAGUUAAACCCAAAGCCAGUUUCCAGAUGUCAGGCAGCGUGGGAAGCAAAACUGCAGAGACCUGCUCGUGGGAUGUGGAGGAGAACCUGACUGCAGAGAAAGCGAACAUCUGUUCCCGGGAGGCAAGUGGUGGAGCAGAGCAGGAAAGGGCUCUGGGAGAGGAGGACAGUAAGCAAUUCCCAAGUGACACAGGAAAGGCUUGUGGCCAUUCUGGACCCAGUCAGAGAGUAACUGCUCCGAAGAAGCCAGAAAGGCCAGCUUGGGAGCAGGAGGUAGCCCAUCCCUGGGAAGGUUUGGAUCCAGGGGAUUCCUCUCACCAUUCACAUGCUCUGGACACUGAUAGAUCAGAACUUGAACUCCAGGACCUGGACAGUGUGGGGAGCAGACCAGCAGAGAUGUGUCCCUGGGAAAUAAGUGAAGGAAUGACUGAGAAGGGCCUGGGACAGGAGACAGGGUGUAAGUCAGCAGGGCAGAAGAAGAAAACUCUAGAAAAAAGAAGACUUACCUCCCUAGGAGAAGACAUAUCAAAAUGGGAGGUAAAACUGAGUCAGAAGCAGGAACCUGUUUGUCCUUGGGAGACCACCGAUUUGAGGGAACCCCCUGCUCAGGUCCCCAGGGUUUCAGACUUCUCCAGAAGCAUAAGUAUUCAAGUGGCUGAGGGGCAGUCCUUGGAAGGGGCUCUGAGGCAAGACCCAAGGAGGGGCUCCCUUCCAGAAAACAUGCUAACUCAAGAAAAAGCCUCAUGUCCCAAAGCAGAAUUCACUAUUAAACAUGGGGUAAACACAUGCAGGGAGUUGCAAUCUGUCCAUCCAUGGGACACUCAAUGCAUAGACCAGUCUAAAAUCGACUCCCAGAGGUGGGUCAGUGUUGAAGUCCCAUGCCCAUGGGAUGUUCCCAACCCAUAUACUUAUAAAACUGACAGUAGCUCCAAGGUCAAGAUCUGUCCUUGGGAGGGGAAUGAACAACUUUCUGAGAAUGGGGUGUCAGGACAGGAUGGGAAAGGGAAACUUCAAGAGAAGGGGAACGUCCCCGAAAAAUCAGAGCCCAAAGAUUUGGUAGUUCAGAAAAAGCCAAAGACGGUAAACAGGAAGGAGGCUGUAUGUGUCUGGGAGAGUCAAGAUUGUGGGGGUCCAUCUCUACAACCAACCCCACAACCUUCUGACAGAAGCAAAGGCAGUACUGAGGCUGCAGGUUGUAUGGAAGCCAGGGUAGCAGACACGUGUCUGUGGGAAUCAGAAGAGACUCCCUCUGCCAAGAAAGCAGAGAUCUGUCCCAGGGGAUGAGUAAAGGAAGGGAGACAAGAACAGAACCUAGACAGAAACUCACAAGGGCAAGGAGAGACAAAGGCAAGCUCUGGAAUGGCUGAAGAACACUUUCCAAAGGCGGCAGCAGCAAAACCCAGCAGGGAGCAGGAGACAGUCUGCCCAUGGAAAGGCACAGAUUCCAGGGAGCCCUUUCUCCAGGCAGACGCUCUGGACAUCGACCGACCCAAAGCCAGUCCCCAUGAAGCAAGCAGUCUGAGGAGGAGGUCAGCAGAGCUAUGUCAAUGGGAAGACACAGAUCCAGAAGGAAACAGAAUAAAGGGCACCAUGGCAGAAAUCUGUCCCUGGGGGGGAACUGGAGCCCCAUCUGAGGAAUCUGGCCUCUUGGCUCUAACAGCUACUCAGACAGAAAUGUUUGUCACCACAGCCUAUGAGAAACUACCAUGCCUUUCCAUCCAGAGACCUAUGGGAAGCUUCCUGCCAGAAAGCAAAAGCCCCCACCCCGAGGUGAGCAGGCCAGCUGGUACUUUUACUCUGGAAGGUGUUAAAGAACUCCAAGGACCUUCAGGGUUUAGACCAGGAACCAGCUUAACCCCAGAGCCAAGUCUCCAAGAAGCUGAGACUCAGAACUCUUCCUCCUUAACUGAAGACCAAAAAGCAAUCUCUGUAACUCAACAUAAAGAAUUCACCCUUCCAAAUGUCUAUCCGUGGGACUAG
This is a messenger RNA of Chrysochloris asiatica (Cape golden mole), 6873 nucleotides long. RefSeq names its product G protein-coupled receptor 179 (gene GPR179). Gene Ontology annotation, cellular component: membrane. Lineage: Eukaryota; Metazoa; Chordata; Mammalia; Afrosoricida; Chrysochloridae. Gene Ontology annotation, molecular function: G protein-coupled receptor activity. The record is from RefSeq and is a predicted model, not a curated record. Gene Ontology annotation, biological process: G protein-coupled receptor signaling pathway.